AUGAAGAGGAAUUUUAAAAGUAUACAAAAUUCCUCAACUUCUAUAGGAAAGAAUGAUAAAAUUACAAAAUCAAGUUAUGCGGAUGUCAACAUAAAUCUUGAAGAUCUUGAAAGUGACCCAGGAUUGAGAACACCGAUUAUGGACCAUCCUUUAAAAAUUUGUGAUCAAGUUCGGCGAGCAUAUAUGCAAAAAGGUCCUUGUCAACCUCACCUCAAGCCAUUUCCAUCGACAAAAGUUGGAACUCAAUCAAGAGCAUUCAACGGUGCUUGGUAUAAGGAAUUUGAAAAUUGGCUUGAAUAUAGUGUAUCAAAAGAUGGUGCAUUUUGUCUGUAUUGUUAUCUGUUUAAAUCAAAUUGCGGAGGACAAUCAGGUGGUGAUUCAUUUGUUGGUCAAGGAUUCAGAAAUUUUAAAAAUGGAAAAGCAAGACUUUAUACUCAUGUUGGAGGUCCAUCUAGUGUUCACAAUCAAGCUAGGAAAAUGUGUGAAGCGUUAAUGAACGAAAAACAACAUAUUCAAACAUUUUUUGAAAAACAAUCAAAGCAAGCUCGUAGUGAGUAUCGGAGUCGUUUGGAAGUAGUAGUUGAUUGCAUUCGUUUGUUAUUGCGACAAGGGCUUGCUUUUCGUGGUGAUGAUGAAUCUGGAGACUCGAGUAAGCAAGGUAACUUUCUUGAGAUUUUAAAAUUUCUUGCGGAUCAUAAUGAAGACAUCAAAGCAGUUACAUUGACAAAUGCUCCUGAGAAUUUAAAAUUAACAUCAACUGAUAUUCAGAAAGAUAUUGUGAGGGCUGCAGCUUUUGAAACACUUGAUAUCAUUAUUAAAGAAAUUGGAGAUGCGUUGUUUUCUAUUUUAGUUGAUGAAUCUCAUAAAGAUGGGCGUGUGAUUGAACGAUUUGUGGGAAUUGAACAUGUGGCCAAUACCACAGCUGUGUCACUUAAAGGUGCUAUUGAUAAAUUAUUUUCUAGAUAUGGAUUAAGCAUAUCUAAAUUGCGGGGACAAGGUUAUGAUGGGGCAAGCAAUAUGCAAGGAGAGUUCAGUGGUCUUAAAACUCUUAUUUUGAAUGAGAAUCCAUCAGCUUUUUAA
Humulus lupulus (European hop) is the source of this 1080-nucleotide messenger RNA. RefSeq lists its product as uncharacterized. The record is from RefSeq and is a predicted model, not a curated record. The transcript has 2 exons. The coding region runs from base 1 to 1080 and encodes 359 amino acids. Lineage: Eukaryota; Viridiplantae; Streptophyta; Magnoliopsida; Rosales; Cannabaceae.